Messenger RNA from Scleropages formosus (Asian bonytongue), 2719 nucleotides. It is a transcript of the gene taf6l, whose product is annotated as TAF6-like RNA polymerase II, p300/CBP-associated factor (PCAF)-associated factor. Gene Ontology annotation, biological process: RNA polymerase II preinitiation complex assembly; transcription initiation at RNA polymerase II promoter. Gene Ontology annotation, cellular component: SAGA complex; SLIK (SAGA-like) complex; transcription factor TFIID complex. Gene Ontology annotation, molecular function: protein heterodimerization activity; RNA polymerase II general transcription initiation factor activity; transcription coactivator activity. NCBI's taxonomy places the organism in Eukaryota, Metazoa, Chordata, Actinopteri, Osteoglossiformes, Osteoglossidae. The record is from RefSeq and is a predicted model, not a curated record. The transcript has 11 exons. Bases 183 to 2315 code for a protein of 710 amino acids.
GUCGGCGUACAGAAGCUGUUCAUGUAGCUAAAUGGGUGGUGUUAGCGCGCUAAUGUAGGAGGUGGGAGAAACGAGCGAUGGCCAUCGACGCCGAGGACUGAACCCGAGGUUUCUGGCGGCUCUGCGGGAACGGAAACAUUGCACUUGUGGUACUCUUCUUCAUUCUGCGUUGCACAGAUCAGAUGCGUGUGUGUCGGGGUGGCGCAGCAGCUAUGGCAGACCGAGAGGAGCGGCGCUUUGCCGAGGUGCCCAGAGAGUCUAUUAGACUCAUGGCGGAAAGUGCAGGUGUGGAGCUCAGUGACGAUGUGGCUGCCCUGUUGACGGAGGAUGUGUGCUACCGCCUAAGAGAGGCUACCCAGAACAGUUCUCAGUUUAUGAGGCAUGCCAAGCGCAGGAAGCUGACGGUGGAGGACUUUAACAGAGCCCUUCGCUGGAGCAAUGUAGAGGCGGUGUGUGGGUAUGGGGCCCAAGACACUUUGCCCUUCCGCCCCAUCAAGGAAGGCGACCUGUUCUUUGUGGAAGACCGUGAAGUGAACCUGGUGGAACUGGCACUGGCCACCAACAUCCCCAAAGGCUGCGCGGAGACAAUGGUGCGAGUACAAGUAUCCUACCUGGAUGGAAAGGGGAACCUGGAGCCUCAAGGCACAGUGCCCAGUGCUGUACAGACUUUGUCCGACGACCUUCUCAAGUACUACCAACAGAUCACACGCUCCAUCCUGGGAGAAGACCCACAUCUCAUGAAGGUGGCUUUGUUGGAUCUCCAGUCCAACUCGAAGAUUGCUGCCCUUCUGCCAUACUUUGUAUAUGUCAUCAGCGGGGUGAAAUCUGUGAGCCACGACCUAGAGCAGCUAAACAGACUGCUGCACAUGGUCAAGAGCCUGGUGCAGAAUCCCUACCUUUACCUGGGCUCGUAUGUGCGCAGCCUAGUCUCCAGCGUCAUGUACUGCAUCCUAGAGCCCCUGGCUGCCUCAAUCAACCCCCUGAACGAUCACUGGACCCUCCGCGACUAUGCUGCACUGCUCCUCAGCCACAUUUUCUGGUGGGACCAGUCCUUUGUUUCAAAAGCUAUUUAUUACUUGGACCUUCAACCUUUUAGUCAGAAGUCUAGUUCCUUCACCACUAGGCUACUUGCUGUGAUGAGAGGGAGUUCUGUGCCUUUACGUUAUUGGUGCCCACAAUAUUACAAUUGCCAUGUAAACUGUAACCUUUUCCUUCACCUGUUUGCCAGGACUCAUGGAGAUCUAGUCAGUGGUCUGUACCACCAGAUCCUGCUGUCUCUGCAGAAGGUGCUGUCAGACCCGGUUCGCCCACUCUGCUCUCAUUACGGCGCUGUGGUGGGCCUACAUGCUCUUGGCUGGAAGGCUGUGGAACGGGUCCUGUACCCCCACCUGCCUGCUUACUGGGCCAACCUGCAGGCAGUGUUGGAUGACUACUCUGUGUCAAACGCCCAGGUCAAGGCUGAUGGGCACAAAGUGUACGGGGCAAUCCUGGUGGCAGUAGAGCGACUGCUGAAGAUGAAGGCCUUGUCUCUCUCUGUCAAUGCUGAGGGAGGGAUUGGUGGGUUACCGAGGCCAGGCGGGAUCAUGGGGUGCCGUGAGAGUUCUCCUGGGCUGAGUCCUCCUCCCGAGCCCCUGUCAGAACCUGGUCUGGGCAUCGCUAGCCACCUGCAUGCAGGGGGUGCCGGGUGCCCCUGGGAGGAUUGGACGCCCGUGCCUUUGCCCGCCAUGUACUGUGAGCUGUACUCCUUCUUUGGGGACAGCUUGGCAGUUCGUUUCAGCACAGGUCCAAGCUUGGGCAACAGCCCUCCAGCCCCUUUGGCUCAACCUCCCACUACAAGGAAGGAGCUCCCUGGUGGCACUGCCAACCUGGACACUGCACGCAAAAUGCCCCAGCUCACUGCCAACCUCAACAUCAGUCCCCGUCAGGAUGGCAGCCCCCACGGCGAGUUGACAGCACCCAGCAUGGUUUCCGGGAGAUCUUUGGCUCGUUCCUCCUCCUCUUCAUCAGUGCAACGCUCCCGGUCAUCUUCCUCCCGACCAGGCCAGCGACCGUCAGGGCUAUCCCGUGAUGUCUUCCCCAAGGCACGCUUCAACCCCUUGCCAGCUGGACCACCCAUCUUCUCCUUUGUCAUCGGGGGUCGGCAGAUGGGCCGGCGCUGUCAGGGACGCCGCUUCCAGACCACUUUCACACCGUCACAGCCUCUGUCUGCGGUGUCGUCACGCACCUAUGCACACAAGCUGCCUGUCAUUGGCAGGGUGGGAAAGCCGGUGCGCCGCUGGACCUGCUCUCAGUACUCGCUCCACCUACCACUCUGAAUGCCAUGAAUGUGGUCAUGGCUGUGGUUGUAGACAUGGUAAUAGAUAUAGUUCUUGGUGUCUCCAGCUGCUCUUGCCUAGUGCAACAGGUCCAAAUGGUGUUUAACCCCACAUCUAAUGAGCAUCACUUCUAAAUGAGCAGCAGACCAGCACGUGGGGCAAUUGGUCCUAUGAAGAAACUCAAAAAAUAUUGGAGAUGGCACUGGGUGGGCAUGCUUUCCGCGAGUGCUGUACUUUGAACUGCCCAAAGUAAUAGUUGUCCUUUUUGACAAUAGGAAAUGUGUGGUUUGUUGAUAAGGGUAACACUAGAAUAGUGCUGAUACACCACACAUUACUUUCUCUUUCCUAUAUGCUUGCAGCAGGGCACUUGUGUGUGUGUGUGUGUGUGUGUGUGUGUGUGUGUG